UGAAACAUCUGUUUUCACCAAGCAAUGAUCAGUACAUUUCUUUAAAGUUUAUUUAUUUUUUUUUUUUGUUCCUUUUCGUUCGACUGUUCUCUGUCGAAGCUCACAUACACACACGCGCGCGCACACACUUAGCAUACGAAUUUGUGAACAGAUCAUCACAAAGUACGCAAUUUGGCCUAACUUGGUCGCUUUGUUUUGCGCACACCAACCGACCCCACAUAUUGUUUCCGACGUUGAGUCAUUGCUUUGUGUGUCUACCGUCGAUGUAAAAAAGUAGUACAACAAUAGGAAGUCGAAUAGUUUAGCUAUGAGUGGCCUAACCCCCGAAGAGAUUAGAAGACGUCGUUUAGCACGUUUAGGUGCUGUAAGUACAACAAGAGUUCCUCCGGUGCCACCACCUCUUCCAAUGGUUUCUGAAGUUAUUUCUCUAUUACCCACUAGAAUCACAUUUACUUCUGAGCCAAACAAAUCAACUCAGCCAGAAGAAUUGUCUAUGGAAGUUGAUGAUAACAAUACUGAUGUUGAAUCUAAAAAACAAAUUGUUUCUCCAAUUAAACCACCUGAGUCCUCUACAAUUAUUGCUCAUGAAGAAGAUUCAGGGUUUGAAAAUAUGGAAGUUGAUGAACCUAAAGAUUGUAAUUUUCAAGAAAGUAUUAGAAGAAAAAGACCAUUGGAAGCCAAUCCUCCCAGAGAAGAUAUAACCUUUGUUGUGGCCUUAAGAAUAUUAAAUGUUACUUUUAAUGAAUCAAAUAGUGAAUGUUUAUUUUUGCCAGAUGCAGCUGGUAUUUUGAGAGAAAGAGACGAUGAUUAUAAUGCUUUUAAAUUACCAGAUCUUGUAUGUAUGUGUAUAAAUGAAGCUAUAAAUAUAAUUAUGAAAAAAUAUAAACGUCGUGAGGAAAAUGUACUUCAUGCUGAAAAGUUACCUUGUUCAGGUGGUUUGAAAUAUUUAUUCGAUUGUUAUAAUCGUAUUGAAGAAGAACAACGCCAAUAUCCUAAAAGAAGUAGUUCUGCUAUAGUCUCCAGAACAUUAAAUAUCAUACGUUCACAAUGUGUGAAUCAUUCAAUUGUUCUACUAACUUAUGAUUGGGUUUCGGAUCAUAGAGAGAGUGCUCGAAAUUUAUUUCCUGCAAUAUCUCCUCUUACCCACUUCCUAAUACAGGGUACAAUGCCUAGGGGUUUCAUUAAUGAAUUGUUAAUUAGUACAACUUUAAAACCUCGGAUGUUUGAAGAAAUUUUUAGUCCAUUAUUGCAGCAUCUGUAUCGUAUUAUGCAAAGUGCCAGUUUUGUAGGAUCUACACAUCGUAGACCCAUUGAAGUUCUUAAUGAACUGACUUCAUUGACUUUUUAUAUGUCCAAAAAUAAUCUGCCUAUUUGUUCAUUAUUAAUUAAAAUGCGUCAAUUUUUGCCAAAAAGAGUAACUCCAAGUGGUGGUCGUGAACUGGCUUGGACAUCAUAUUUAGGACCAUUUCUGUCAGUUUCAUUAUUUGCUGAAGAUGAUCCUAAAGUAAUUGAUAAAUUAUUGAAUUUUAAUACAUUAUCAGACAAAACUGGGUUAAUUGGAACUCUAAGACAAGAAAUGCAAACUACCCGGAUUGAAUUGAACAAAAUCAUGUAUAAUUUAGUAGUAAAUUUAAGUUCACGGGAUAUGACACUAAUUUAUAUUACUAAAAUAUUGAUUUAUAAUGAGAAGCGCUGUAAAAUGCGUGUAGAUGAAAGAACAGUUGCCGGUGAUGGCUUCAUGUUGAAUCUGCUAACUGCUUUGCAAGAGCUUUCAGUGAAGAUUAAAAUGGAAAAAGUUGAUCCAAUGUAUAUUUUUAAUUCAAAAGAUUCUUUAAUUGAUAUAUCAUCUGAUACAAGACUGAAAUUUUCAUCUCAAGAAGCUAUAGAUUGGCUUGCAGUUGCAGGAAAAUCUUUUAAUGAAGUUAAAUUUUCUACUCGAUGUUGGUUUUUAACAUUAUAUUGUCAUCACAUAGCAUUAAUACCAGCUUUCACUAAACAUACCAGAAGACAUAGAACAGUAAGAGAUCUUCAAAAAGUGAUUGAUGAAAUAGCAAAUUCUGAAUCCGAAUGGAAAAAUAACCCUGGAUUAGCACUUAGAAAUAAAGAAUUAUUGAGAAAAUGGAAAACUCAGCUGAGGAAACUAGUAAAAAGUAAAUCAUGUGGAGAUCUUGUGUUAUAUGAUCCAUAUCUUAUUACCCGUUGUAUUGUAUUUUAUUCUACCGUUGCGGAGUUUAUGAUGACUCUUCUUCAAGGUACUCCAUACAUACCAAAUGCUAAUAUAAUAUUCCCAACCGAAAUUCCAGAUAUAUUAGCUGCUAUUCCAGAAUGGUUUGUUGAAGACAUUGCAGAUUUUCUUUUAUUCAUUUUGCAAUAUGCUCCCAAGGCUGUAGAAUUCAAGUUCUUCGAUACACUCUUGACUUGGAUUCUUGUUUGUAUUUGUUGUCCGGCACCUUUUAAAAAUCCUUAUCUUAUAGCAAAACUUAUUGAAGUUUUAUUUGUAUUAAAUCCAAGUAUUCAGCCAAAGACUGAAAUAUUAAAUAACAUGAUGAUGAGUCAUCCGCUUUCAAUCACCCACCUUCCUUCUUCUCUUAUGAAAUUUUAUACAGUAAUUGAAUCUACUGGAGCAACUUCUGAGUUUUACGAUAAAUUUACUAUUCGUUACCAUAUUAGUUUAAUUUUAAAAAGUUUAUGGGAAAGUCCUAUGCAUAGAUGUGCAGUUAUUGCCGAAUCCAAAACUGGUAUACAAUUUGUUAAAUUUGUGAACAUGUUAAUAAAUGAUACAACAUUUUUGUUGGAUGAGAGCUUGGAGUCGUUAAAGCGUAUCCAUGAAGUACAAGAGCAAAUGGCAGAUACUACUGCUUGGAAUAAUUUGACUGAUGAAGUUCAGCAAUCUCGAACAAGACAGCUUUCUGCUGAUGAACGACAAUGCCGUUCAUAUUUAACAUUAGCUCAAGAAACAGUUGAUAUGUUUCAUUACUUAACAAAAGAUAUAAAAGAGCCAUUUAUGCGACCUGAAUUGGUAAAUCGCCUUACAGCAAUGUUGAAUUUCAAUUUACAACAGCUCUGUGGUCCAAAAUGUAAAAAUUUAAAAGUCAAAACACCAGAAAAUUAUGGUUGGGAUCCUAGACGUUUGCUUAAGCAGUUAAUUGAUAUUUAUUUAUGCUUGGAUUGUGAUCAGUUUGCUGCUGCUAUAGCUGCUGAUGAACGAUCUUUCCGAAUGGAAUUAUUUGAAGAUGCUGCUAGCCGAAUGAUACGAGUGUUAAAUUCAUCAAAAAUUGAAAUAAUGAAAUUUCAAGAUUUAGCUAGGAAGGCAAAUGAAGUAUCUAUUCAAAAUAUUAAAAAAGAAGUAGAUUUCAAUGAUGCUCCAGAAGAAUUUAGAGAUCCAUUGAUGGAUACUUUAAUGGAUGAUCCAGUUAUUUUACCUAGUAGUGGAAAAAUUAUGGAUCGACCAGUUAUUGUACGACAUUUAUUAAAUUCACAAACGGAUCCAUUUAAUCGCCAACCUUUAAGUGAAGACGAUUUAACUCCAGCUUUGGAACUGAAAGAAAAAAUAAAAGAAUGGAAGAUCGAAAAGCUGAAAGAACUGUCUCGAGGGCCUCAAUCCUAAGGAAUGAACAUUUUAAUAUUUUACUAUAAUAAUAAAACUAUUAAUAAAUUUAUUAAAGUUAAUUUACUUUUUAACAUUUACCUCGAGUUAUGGUUAUACUAUUAUUGUAUGUGAUAAAAUGUGUUCUCAAAAGAAGACUUAAGAAUACCCUAAAAAAAUUAAUUUGUGCAUGUAUGAUGAAUAUUAUUCGUACUACUUAUAUAAAUAUUUUAUACAAUUUGUAUUAAUUUAUCAAAUAGUAAUUUGGUGGAUCAUAGAUUUUAUUUAAGAAAAUGUUGUUGAUGUUUAAAAGUAAACACAAAAUUAAAUACAUUUAUUUGUAUGUUUAUUAUAGUUUGUAAAAAAACGUCUUGACAAUUUUUUUUCCUUUUUUUGUAAUAUUUAAUAAAAAAAAAAAAAA
Molecule: messenger RNA, 4007 nt
Organism: Sipha flava (yellow sugarcane aphid)
Lineage: Eukaryota; Metazoa; Arthropoda; Insecta; Hemiptera; Aphididae
Gene: Ube4B
Product: ubiquitin conjugation factor E4 B
Biological process (GO): protein polyubiquitination
Cellular component (GO): nucleus; ubiquitin ligase complex; cytoplasm
Molecular function (GO): ubiquitin-ubiquitin ligase activity
Source: RefSeq, a predicted model, not a curated record